UGAUGAACAAAAAAUGGCCACCUGAAUCGCGAUUGAAACAAUUCUUGACCAAUUCUGAAUUUUUUUCUUCAAAAUUACUUUUAAAAAAAAUCAAAUCAAAUGAUUGAAAUGUCCAAAAUUAAUCUUGAAUCAAUAAGAAAAAAAAUCAACAAUCUAUAUAGAUUUCGUGAUGAAUAUUUUGUCAACAAUUCGAAUGAAAAUGAAUGGCCAAAUAAACGAUCAGCGAUUGAAAUGAAAAUAAAGGAAAUUAAUGAUGAACUUGAAAAUUAUAUCAAUACAAAUCAUCUGGAUGAUGAUGAUAAUAAUAUGAAUAAUAAAGCUGAAUAUUAUUUUCUUCGUGGAUGGUUAUUAAAUAUACGUGAUCAAUAUGAUACAAAUGUAUUUGAAUCACUGACAAAAUCAAUAAAAUUUCAACCAGAUAAUCAACAAGCAUGGUUAGAAUUAGGUGAAUGUUAUUUUAAAAAACAACAACUUAAUUUAGCUAAAAAUUGUUUUGAAAAAGUUUUACAAAUAAAUCCUUCGGAAAAACAUGCAUUACGUAAUCUAUCGAUAAUGUUACGAUCAAAUCAAUGUAAUACUAAUGAUCAAUCAUUGGAAACAAAACAACAAAAUAUUGUUAAAAGUAUUGAAUUAGCUAAAAAAGCUAUCGAAUAUGAUUGUAAUGAUCCGGAUUCAUGGGCUAUUCUUGGUAAUGCUUAUCUAACAUUAUUUUUUCAAUCAUCCAAUAAUAAAUCAUUAAAUCGAAUAGAUUUAUUGGAAAAAUGUAAAUCAUCAUAUCAAAAAGCAUUGAAUGAUCCUAUUGUACGAACAAAAUCCGAUAUUCUUUAUAAUUUUAGUACAAUAUUACAAUAUGAUGAAGAAUUUGAACAAUCAUUACAAUGUUUAUAUAAUGCAAGUCGUUAUGAUUCAGAAUGGCUAGAAUUGAUUGAUAAAAAACAACGAUUACUUAAUUUGUUUGAUGAAAUUUGUAAUGGAAAUAAAUUAGAUCGGACUGUGAUCAAAGCGAAAAAAUUAGCCAAUAUUAAAGAACAAUUACAAACGGAAGAAUUAAAAUUGAAAAAACAAUUUCAAAAUGAAUUGAAAUUUUUUAAUGGUCAAACAAAAUUGAUCGAUGAAUUGAAUGUAAAUGAAAUAAAUGAUUGUUUACUAGUCUGUCGAAUUAUAUCAUAUAUUGCCGAUCCGCAUAAUAUAUUUUUUUCAUCUAUUUAUAUUAUUAUUGAUUCGAAUGGUCAAACAAUUACAUUGUUUGUUUAUGAUUUGAUCAGAAAUAAAGGACCAAGACCUGGUGAUACAUUAAUCAUAAUCAAACCAUUUCUUCGAGAAUAUCGAAUAAAAUUCAACGGACAAGAAUUUCAUUUUAAAGCAUUAAGAAUUGUUGAUCCAUUACAGGAAAUGUUAAUCAAUAAUAUGCAAAUUAAAAAUGAUUGUUUAGCUAUACCGACUAUUAAUGUAACACUUAAAAGUGAUUGAUUGGAUUUAUUUGAAAAAUAAUAUUACUUACAACUUCGAUAAAUUCUUCGAUUGUAAUGAAACUGGUUCCAUAUUCAAGAACUUUGGAUUUAAGUGCAGCACGUUUACGUGCAACAUAUGGAUC
This is a messenger RNA of Dermatophagoides pteronyssinus (European house dust mite), 1594 nucleotides long. RefSeq names its product tetratricopeptide repeat protein 5-like. Gene Ontology annotation, molecular function: protein binding. The record is from RefSeq and is a predicted model, not a curated record. NCBI's taxonomy places the organism in Eukaryota, Metazoa, Arthropoda, Arachnida, Sarcoptiformes, Pyroglyphidae.